UGUUAGUUUUAUAAGAUGGUAAAUGUUUUGAUUGGAUGCACAGGAAGUGUGGCCACAAUAAAAUUACCAAAUUUAAUAAAUAUGCUUAAAGAAAGCCAUAAGGAUUUGAAGAGUAAUAUAGAGGUAAGGAUAGUUGUUACUGAAGCAGCAAAACAUUUUAUCAGUAAAAAUGAAUUGCCAAGCAACAUAAUAGUAUAUGAAGAUGCUGAUGAAUGGUCUGCAUGGUCGAAACGCGGAGACCCUGUACUUCACAUUGAAUUGGGCAAGUGGGCUCAUAUUUUUUUAAUUGCACCUUUAGAUGCAAAUACUUUAGCAAAAAUAUCAAACGGCUAUUGUGAUAAUUUAUUAACAUGUGUGGCAAGAGCAUGGGAAAGAAGAAAACCCCUAAUAUUUUGUCCAGCCAUGAACAGCAGGAUGUAUGAACAUCCAUUGACAUCAAAACAAAUUUGUCAACUUAAGACUUGGGGUUAUUAUCUUGUUCCAGUUGUUGAAAAGACUUUAAUGUGUGGAGACACAGGAACUGGUGCAAUGGCUGAAAUAAAUACCAUUGUUUCAACUGUCCAAACCUUCUUUACAUAAGGGUACCAACAUUAUAUAUUAGUAAUUCUUGUUAUUAAAGUACAGUAAUUUUUUGUUGAUAAAUUAUCGCGAAAUAGUUUUCAGUGUAAGCAGUAUUUUAUUAAUGAAUUAAAAAAACAGGAAGCUGCUAGGAAAAGCUGUACAAUUCUGAAUUCUAAUUUUUAAAACAAGUUGUUAUAAACCAU
Molecule: messenger RNA, 764 nt
Organism: Agrilus planipennis (emerald ash borer)
Lineage: Eukaryota; Metazoa; Arthropoda; Insecta; Coleoptera; Buprestidae
Product: phosphopantothenoylcysteine decarboxylase
Exons: 3
Coding region: 16-579 (187 amino acids)
Biological process (GO): coenzyme A biosynthetic process
Cellular component (GO): phosphopantothenoylcysteine decarboxylase complex
Molecular function (GO): phosphopantothenoylcysteine decarboxylase activity; FMN binding
Source: RefSeq, a predicted model, not a curated record